Bacidia gigantensis is the source of this 417-nucleotide messenger RNA. RefSeq lists its product as uncharacterized. The record is from RefSeq and is a predicted model, not a curated record. The transcript has a single exon. Lineage: Eukaryota; Fungi; Ascomycota; Lecanoromycetes; Lecanorales; Ramalinaceae. Bases 1 to 417 code for a protein of 138 amino acids.
AUGGUCCUCACCACUACCAUCGACGCAACCACAACAUUUCCCAUCCCUGGUAGCAACCCGCCCCUCAAACUCCAGAUCACCGUCGCUAUAAAAAGCGGCAUGACCGGCGAGCAAGCGCGCAGAGUUCUCGCCAACGCAAUCACUGAAAUCCAAGGCUACAUACCCUUCGAGAGUGGCGACCCGGUCCCCGAAUGCGGGAAGAAUUUUGUCAUCGACGGGACGUACGCGCUGCAUUUGGCUCAGGUACCGGGGUCUUUUAAGGCGGCCUUUACGUGGCUUGUGGCCCUGCAGGCUGUGCAAGGGUAUCAGACUUAUGUUGGGCAGAAAGACCCAGUGUUAUUUGGUACGGUCAGAAUUUUGGCGGAUGGACCGGAGGAGCUGUUUUAUGGCAUUAUGUUGCUAGGCAAAGGGAGAUGA